AUGUCAGAGGAAGAGGCUGAGACUAAAGCCCGUGGUACCAAACGAACUCGCUCUUCGUCUGAUACCCUUUCAUCAGCAAAUGAAGAUGAUGCCGAAAUGAAGCUCGUAUCUCAGGGAUCUCGAGAAUACCUUAAUCCUAUCGUAUACAUUGAAUACGAUCCCAAUAAAUACGGUGACAUCCCGGAAUCCUCCUCUAAUUCAAAAUUAGCAGCAAAAAAUUUAGACUUCUUUAAAUCCGAAAAUUUCAAACCAAAAUUGAGGAUUACAAGAUCAAUGUCGAAAUCUUUAUCUUCUUCCAUUAAAGUCGUGUCAUCAAAUAAAACUGUAUCUGAUGAGCUUAAGACUGUUUCGGGUGAAGCUACCUCCAGUAAUGCCUCUUUUUCGGCUAGCUCCUCUACGGGCAAUGCCUCUUUCACAACGGAAGAAAAAAUCAGUUAUCAAAGAAAAUGGUCUAAUUCUCAACGAUUGCAAUUACUGGAAGCUGUGUUGGAAGAGAUCAAUGUCUUAAAUUGGGAGGCUGUUGCAGAGAAAGUCGACGGUAAAAGUUCGAAGUCGUGCAGGAAUCAUUGGAAAAGAAAAUUGGCUGCUGAUCUAAGAAAUUCAUUGAUUAGUGAUAAAUGA
Acaulospora morrowiae is the source of this 621-nucleotide messenger RNA. The record is from the annotation of a GenBank genome assembly. NCBI's taxonomy places the organism in Eukaryota, Fungi, Glomeromycota, Glomeromycetes, Diversisporales, Acaulosporaceae.